Molecule: messenger RNA, 264 nt
Organism: Linum trigynum
Lineage: Eukaryota; Viridiplantae; Streptophyta; Magnoliopsida; Malpighiales; Linaceae
Source: the annotation of a GenBank genome assembly
AUGUCUGCAAGGUCGAGCUCUGCAAGGAAGGGAUGCGCAGGGGAUGGAUCUGCAAAGGAGGGCUCUUUUAGCUCGACCAACGCAAAUAACGAUUCAGUGCCUCGUUGUGACCACAAAGUUCCGUGCAUUGUGAACAAGUCUGGUACCUCUAGGAAUCCCGGAAGGCAGUUUUAUUGCCGCCCAUAUUGGAAGACUGAAGACUGCAGGUUCUUCAUAUGGGUGGAUGUGUAUGAAAUGCAGAUCAGGAAUGGAUCAUGGGGGUGA